AUGGCUUUCGUUACUUUAUCCGUGAAAAUGCUCAACGAAAAGACGGAGAAGACUAUCGAGGUGACAUUUUCUCGAGGAGUAGUGGUUUUUGUUCCAUUGACUGGGUUCAACACUUUUUUUUUCUAGUACCCGUAAUGGUCUUGAACUUUGGAAUUUCAGCUACCCGUACAGUCGACCGUGAAAGUUUUGCACGAGAAGGUUUCUGAAAUCUUCGACCUUCCGACCACUUCGUUCAAGUUGUUGAACGGAGGAAAACCAUUGAAAAGUCGGUUUCCGAUUAAUUUUCUUCUAUGAUGAAGAGUUCGAAAUUUCCCAAACUCCGGUUCGUUUUCGAAUAUCUAGGGAAUAAAAGGACAAGAGGAGCCAAAUAUGAUUGAUUUCGACGAAUCGGCUGACGGCAAAAAUUAAUUGCCUGUCCACCAAAUAUUUUGAAGAAGGAAAUUAAUGGACUUCUAUUGGCUGAGCUGACUUUAUGAAGAAAGAAAGAUUUCUUUUUUCCAAAGAAAUCAUGUUUCCAUUGAGAAACCAAAACUUAUUUUGAGCGUAAUCUGAAAUUUUCAAUUUCUAAGAUGAGGAAACGCCGUUCAAGCUCGCUGGCAUUGAAAACGGCGCCAAACUGACCGUUAUGAUUUUUAGUAAGGUGGGUGUUUCUUUCCUCUCAUUUUCGAUUUCUUCGAAACAGUUCUUGAAUUUUCCUAUCAACUCUACCUUUUGGCUCAUUCUCCUAAGUGGCUCAGUUUUCUUUUCCUAAAACACAAAUAAGGUCCUUUGAAGUUUUUUUCUAAUUUUUUUUUUGCUGGGAGGUCUAGAUUCCCGUUGAUUUCAUAGAAUUGCUAUUUUUUACUUCAUUAAACAGGGGACUCUCCGUCAAAACUAAAAACGUUCUUGUUUUUUUUUCGGGAAUAUCAAACUUUGAUAGGCCAUACACAUGAAGUAGGCAAUUUGGCUGACCCCAGACCCACGUUUAUGACCUCUCAGCGCCUUGUCCGCUAAUUAACUCUUUGAAUAUUGUUCAGUUGCCAUUUUUAGCGACUUCUCUAUUCAUUUUGUACAUUCAUAGAAUGUGAAAGCCGUAUCAAGAAUAUAAGAGCUUCAGCUUCAACCCGAGACUCUCAACGAACUGGAGAAACACGUCGCCGAAUUGGCCGGCGAAGAUCCGAAGAAAAAGUUGCUGGCGGUCCUUCGAGUUCGGAAAGUGAGUUUGGCAUGAUUUCCUCUGGCUUCAGAGGCUUUCCUGAUAUGUUCAUCUUCGUUUCUCAAGAUUUUAUCGAUAUUGCUGUAGUCAAUGUGUUUUUCAAAAAUAAUUACUCUCAAUAUAAAAAAAUCAGAAAUUAAUUAAAAAGAAAACAAAAAAAUGUCGAUCUUUUAAUGUUUUUUUCUAAUAUUUUUCUGAUAGACACCAUAUUUGACCAUAAAAGGAUUCGAUUCCAAAAAUUGCGGUGUUAGUAAUUGUCGCGAACCACUCUUCAUCCUCGCAAAUGAGAUCAGAAAAUUUUUUCGGUGAAAUCACUCGACCGUUAACUUCUUCUGCGUUACUGAUGUCAUGGUGGAAGUCGACGGGAGUAGCUUUGUUGGAAGAAUAUUUGUUUCUGUCUUUCAUGACAAUUCCUAAUCAUAAAUGAAUUGAAAGAAUUUUUUUUUUGAAUUUUUCGAACAGUUAAGGUAGAAUCUGGUUUCUCCAUCUUGCAAAAUUCUGUAGUUCUAUGUGACUUUUCGAUUUGACGGCGCGAACAAUAGACUUAUAAGAUUUCCUAACUCGAAAAUUUUUCAAUUUUUUUAUUUUAUUUCAAUAAUACUGUGGUUUUGCAUUACAAAUUCCUAUUGUAAAUGUUUCCCUUGAAGAAAUUUCGUUUCAAGAUGUGUUUUCACGACUCUCUGAAAGCUUUUUCGCGAAAAAGUGACGCUUUUUGGGUAACGAAUUUACUCGAAACGUGACGAAGAAACAAAGAGUUGGCACCUCGGAAGAUUUGAAUUCAAUUUUCUCUGGAUUGUCAGGGCCUCUGUCGACGUUUUCGCGUGUUUGGAAUUCUUGAUGACACUGGAAUCAGACGGAAACAUCGGAGAUCAAUCCGAGGACGACCUUUUAUUGAGAGUGUUUAAAAAUGAAACUAUGAACCACGGCUCCUUUCAGAAAAUGGAGAUCAUCUCCUUCUAUCUAUUUCUGAGGAGCAGGCUUUCUAGUUGAAAUUUGAAUCACCGGGUUUUCUUUAUAUAUGUUAUGAGAAAUGGGUUCAGAUUAUGAUUCCCACUUUAUCCGGAUAAUAAGUUCUUUUUUUAAAUGAGGAAAUUCUCUCAUAUCGCAAAAGCUCGGUUUCAGAGAAAAAAAGAAGUUUUAAUUCAAAAAAAUAGCUCUGACGCAGUACUAUUAAAUUUUUCUCAGGUAUUGACAGAAAAACCUUUUUGAAAAGUAAUAAUUUAUUCAUAGAUUAGAAAAACAUGAACCAACGUUUUUCCAAAACAUUCGUGGAGGUCUCAGUUACUUAAGUUUUCCCAUCAUUCAUGAAAAAAGGAAUUCGAAGCUUCCGUAUUUCGCUUCAAAGCUGCCAAUCUUUGUUUUUUCGACGCGCCUGACUUUGACGUCGAAAAGUUUUUUAUUUCAUCUUGAGAAAUAAAUUCAAAUUUCCACUUUUUUGUUUUGUUUUGAGCUGGGUGGAAUCGUGAGCGCGACAUAUUGUCAAAACUUUUUUUUAUGGCGAAAAGAAAGAAAUUUGAGCAGAAAGUUGUUUUCUCUGAAUGUUCCAUGAUUCAAAGUCUUUGAAUUAAAAAAGAUUGGAAAACACAAUUUUGGCCGAAGCCUUAUUUAUUACAAUGCGUCGUAAUUAAUUGUAUUUUUCUUUUCUGUUUACCGUUGAGACCCGUCAGAUUGAGAGAAAGUGGUCCUAUUUCUAGGGUUUUUGCUCUCUGAAAUCUGUUUCUCCAACUUAGGAGUCUGACUCAAAUGGUGUGUGAAGAUGUAGCGCAGAAAAAUUGAGCACUAUUUUUUUGUCAACAUAAAUAUUGGACUCAAUCUUUUUCGAUCCCCACAGAAUUAUUCAAAAGCUCCGUGUGGACGACAAACCCUCGGGCCGUUUGUAGAAUUAAUCCCAUACGCGUACACGUUUUUUCAAGUCUGAUGACUACAUCUAUGCAAAUUUCCAGAUGUUUAUGUCGCUGAAAGGGAAAAAAAAACUGGGGAAACGAGUAGUCCUCGGUAUUCCUGGGCCUUUUUGUUUGUCGCGAUAUUUUAUCAGUGGAAUUUCGGGUCGUCCGGAGUCAUCCUUGAAGAUUCCGUUCAGUAGUAUAGUCUGUUCAGAUUUUGAAUGUCAAGCAGCUAACUCCACCCCCAUGGCUACAAUAUCUUUCGCGUCAAUGUUUUAUCUACAGGGUGGCCAAUAAAUAUUGAAACGCGUUUGACAGAUGACGAUGGCCCUUUAAUAAGGCUGCAUUUUUGAAUUCUUUUUCUAACUUUUAGAUCAAAAAAGAUCAAAAUUAGUCCCGCGCGAUAAAAAAUCGACGCGAAAAGAUAACGUUUCAGCAGGGGCGGAGUUAGCUGGUUGACAUUCAAAAUCUGAACAGACUAUACAUUGUUUUUUAAAAGUUUCAUUAAUUUAGUGGCUCUAAAAGUGACUUGACAAUAUUUAUAAUUUGACAAACAAACUUUCUUUUUCAUAAUUUUUCCCACUGAGCAGCCAGGAUAUAGUCUGUUCAGAUUUUGAAUGUUAAGUAAAAUGACGUCAUCCGAAAAUGCUCUGUGGAUGGCUCGCUCUCUGAUUGGUUUAUCGCGGCAUUAGAGGCGGAGCUUGAGUAAAGAUUCAAAAUCUGAACGGAUUAUAUGCAGUAACUUGAAUGGAAAGGCUUCUCAAAAGAUUUUUUAAAACUAUUCGCUAUAUUAGAGAGACUAGCAUUCAGAUGAUUGAGAAACGAGCGCAGAAAAUGUCGUUGGACGAACUUCGGCGAGCCUUUGGACCAGAAACUGAGAAACGCUCUACCGACGUCCGUCUCAGCGACGACGCCAUCGAGAAAGUCGUCGAUCAUAACUUACUCUGGGACUUGGAAUCAACAAUUUCUCCAGAAUAUCUCAAACCUCUCUGCUGA
Messenger RNA from Caenorhabditis auriculariae, 4074 nucleotides. The record is from the annotation of a GenBank genome assembly. NCBI's taxonomy places the organism in Eukaryota, Metazoa, Nematoda, Chromadorea, Rhabditida, Rhabditidae.